AUGCUGCUGCGGGUGCGCGCUGCCGUGGCGCAGCUGACGGCGGGGCUGGGCGCGGGGCCGGGCGCGCAGCUCCCCGCAGAACCGCGGGGCGGCGGGCCCGGGGCCGGCCGGGAAUCGCCGCCGCCAGCCGCGUUCUGCCGGCCGGCCUUCCUGCAGCUGACUCCCGAGGAGCUGCGCCGCGCCGACGACCACACCGGGCGGGCGGUGCAGAGCCCCCGCGACGGGCGCCGCCGGCUGCCCUGGAGCACGGGAUACGCAGAGGUGAUAAAUGCAGGGAAGAGCCAGCACAACGAGGACCAGGCAUGCUGUGAGGUGGUGUUUGUGGAGCAGAGGCCCAGCCCCAGGGGCUGCCUGUCGUCCAGGGAAGGCAGCGGGGAGCUGGAUGGGGGCAGGAAAGGUUUUUAUUUCCACUACUGGGCGUUGUUUGAUGGCCAUGCAGGCAGCGGUGCUGCUGUCAUGGCCUCCGAGAGGCUCCACCUGCACAUCUGUGAGCAGCUCCGGGAGCUCGUGGAGAUCCUGCAGGACCCCUCCCCGCCUCCCAUCUGCCUCCCACACGACACACAGACCGGUUCUGCAGACCCAAACCAGAUGUCCAAUGAAGAGGAUCGUGGGGAGGUCCCGAACGAUGCUGUGCCACGGUUUCACCUGGAGAAAGCAGUGUCCCAUGAGAGCCUGGUGAUUGGUGCCAUUGAGAAUGCCUUCAAGCACAUGGACGAGCAGAUCAGGCGGGAGCGGGCGUCCCAGCACCUGCCAGGGGGCUGCUGUGCCCUGGCUGCCAUCUACCUCAUGGGCAAGUUCUACGUGGCCAACGCUGGUGACAGCAGGGCCAUUAUCAUCCGUAAUGGGGAAAUCAUUCCAAUGUCCAGGGAGUUUACUCCAGAGACAGAGAGGCAGAGGCUGCAGUUUUUAGCACUGCUAAGGCCCGAGCUGCUGGGGAAGGAGUUCACCCACCUGGAGUUCCCCCGCAGGAUCCAGCCCAAGGACCUGGGGAAGAAGAUGCUCUACAGGGACCAGAACAUGAAUGGCUGGGCUUACAAAAAGAUAGAAGAGGAUGACCUGAAGUUUCCACUUAUCUUUGGGGAAGGCAAAAAGGCUCGGAUGAUGGCCACGAUCGGGGUCACAAGAGGCCUGGGAGACCAUGAUCUCAAGGUGUUCAACUCCAACAUCCACAUCAAGCCUUUCCUGUCCUGCUUCCCAGAGGUCAGGGUUUAUGACCUGACGCAGUACGAGCACUGCCCUGACGAUGUCCUGGUGCUGGGCACCGAUGGGCUCUGGGAUGUCACCAACGACAAGGAGGUGGCUGGUGUGGUGAUGGAGGUGCUGACCAACUAUGAGCCCAACGACCCGUGCAGGUACACCAUGGUGGCCCAGGAGCUGGUGGUGCGCUCACGGGGGGUGCUGAAGGAGCGUGGCUGGCGCCUGGCCAAUGACAAGCUGGGCUCUGGUGAUGACAUCUCUGUUUUUGUGAUCCCCCUGGGUGGCCCCGGCAACUACACGUGAUGCUGAAUGAGCCUGGGGCAGCUCACCAGGGGAUGGAGACACCGUGCAGUGGGACACUGAGGCUGCCUCAGGGCCACAUCUCCUCUAAGCACUUGUUUUUGAGCCAGCUGCAAGAAGAGCAAGAAACCUGGAGCUUCAGUCUGUGCUCCUGUCCAGAGCUUCCCCCUCCACGUGCUUGCAUCCCAGUCCCAGGUGGAGAUGGUGAGGCCUUGGAUAGAGUGUGAACACUGGGGUUGAGGGAUGUCUUCAUGCUGCUACUUUCUCAAUGCUGUGAAAAACCUGAAGGCUCCUUGGCUCCUCAGCAUGUCCUUUGCCUCUUGCCAUGGCUGUGCUGUCUGCAGCCCUGUGUGACAGCCAUGGGGCUGCUGGGGCACUCAUACCUGCUGCAGUCACCCCCUGUCUCCU
Agelaius phoeniceus (red-winged blackbird) is the source of this 1905-nucleotide messenger RNA. RefSeq names its product protein phosphatase, Mg2+/Mn2+ dependent 1J (gene PPM1J). Gene Ontology annotation, molecular function: [pyruvate dehydrogenase (acetyl-transferring)]-phosphatase activity. The record is from RefSeq and is a predicted model, not a curated record. Gene Ontology annotation, biological process: protein dephosphorylation. NCBI's taxonomy places the organism in Eukaryota, Metazoa, Chordata, Aves, Passeriformes, Icteridae. Gene Ontology annotation, cellular component: mitochondrion.